UGCCCUCCCCCAGUUUCUGCCUUCACUGGCAUGGACCUGAGGUGGUGCUGUCCCAGAGUGCGUGGUGGCCUCGGGCACCUGUGUCUGGAGGAGACAGCUGCUUCCUGGGGCAGGGCCCUCUCAAUCCAGUUUUGGCCCCUGCCUGGCCCUCUUGUGACCCUGGGGGGCGGUGCCCUGUGACUCUGCAGGACAGCCACCCUGACUCGCAUCCUCCCCCCAGGUGUGAUGGUUGGCUCCCACGUGGAUAUGGCGCCGGCCUCCACGGUUGAAGGGGCCGGGGAGAAGCCGGGCCCGACGGCACCCACCCCAGCGGCCCAGUACGAGUGUGGGGAGUGUGGCAAGUCGUUCCGGUGGUCGUCGCGGCUCCUGCACCACCAGCGCACGCACACAGGCGAGCGGCCCUACAAGUGUCCAGACUGCCCCAAGGCCUUCAAGGGCUCCUCUGCGCUGCUCUACCACCAGCGUGGGCACACAGGUGAGCGGCCCUACCAGUGCCCCGACUGCCCCAAGGCCUUCAAGCGCUCGUCGCUGCUGCAGAUCCACCGCAGUGUGCACACCGGCCUGCGCGCCUUCACCUGCGGCCAGUGUGGCCUGGCCUUCAAGUGGUCAUCACACUACCAGUACCACCUGCGGCUGCACACGGGCGAGCGGCCCUACGCCUGCCCCGACUGCCCCAAAGCCUUCAAGAACUCGUCCAGCCUGCGGCGCCACCGGCACGUGCACACCGGCGAGCGGCCCUACGCCUGCGGCGUGUGCGGCAAGAGCUUCACGCAGAGCACCAACCUGAGGCAGCACCAGCGCGUGCACACGGGCGAGAGGCCCUUCCGCUGCCCGCUGUGCCCCAAGACCUUCACACACUCUUCCAACCUGCUGUUGCACCAGCGCACGCACGGCCCCGCUGCUCCCGCCGCCCCCACUGCUGUGGCCACUGCGCGCACUCCGGCCCCUGCUGCUGCCACGCAGGUAUUGGUCUCGGAUGCCUACCUGCCGCGCCCCGCCCCGCCCCGCAGCCCAGUCACCUGCCCGCAGGAGCCGCCGGGCCCUGUGCCCGCACCCACCGAACGGCCCUACAAGUGCGCCGAGUGCGGCAAGGCCUUCAAGGGCUCUUCGGGGCUGCGCUACCACCUGCGGGACCACACCGGCGAGCGGCCCUACCAGUGCGGCGAGUGUGGCAAGGCCUUCAAGCGCUCGUCGCUGCUCGCCAUCCACCAGCGCGUGCACACCGGCCUGCGCGCCUUCGCUUGUGGCCAGUGCGGCCUCACCUUCAAGUGGUCCUCGCACUACCAAUACCACCUGCGGCUGCACUCGGGCGAGCGGCCCUACGCUUGUGGGGACUGCGGCAAGGCCUUCCGCAACACCUCCUGCCUGCGGCGACACCGGCACGUGCACACAGGCGAGCGGCCCUACGCUUGUGGCGUGUGUGGCAAGAGCUUCGCGCAGACCUCCAACCUGCGUCAGCACCAGCGCGUGCACACGGGCGAGAGGCCCUUCCGCUGCCCGCUGUGCCCCAAGACCUUCACACACUCCUCCAACCUGUUGCUGCACCAGCGCACGCACUCGGCCGAGCGCCCUUUCUCCUGCCCUGUGUGUGGGCGUGGCUUCGUCAUGGCCGCCUACCUGCAGCGCCACCUGAGGACGCACACGCCAGCCCCCGCGGCCGCGGCCCCGGCCCCCUCUGGUCCCCAGCCCCCAGCCUCGCUGGCCGCCGCCCAGGCUCCAUUGGCCACCCAGGAUGUCCACGUGCUCCCCCACCUCCAGGCCACGCUCUCCCUCGAGGUGGCGGGGAGCGCGGCCCCGGCUCCGGCGGCGCCCAACUCCCAGACGUUCCUCCUGGUGCAGACGGCCCAGGGCCUGCAGCUGAUCCCCAGCAGCGUCCAGCCUCCCCCGCCCCCACCCGCACCCCCCAAGCUCAUCCUGCUACCUCCCGCCACCGCCAGUGGGGGCUGCCCCGCCAGGCAGGGCCCCUGUGCGGCGGGGAAGGCCAGGCAGGGGACAGGGGUGAUGUGGUUGCCUGGUCCUGGAGGUCUGGGGGUACAGGGGGGAGGCGGUGCAGUGGCCGGUGCGGGAGGGCAGAGCCUUAUUGUUUUGCAGAAUGUAGGAGUUGGAGAGGCAGGGCCACCGGAAGUGAGUGGGGUCCAGCUGCAGCCAGCGCAGGAAGUGACUACAGUCCAGCUGCAGCCUGCGCAGGAAGUGACCACGGUCCAGCUCCAGCCCCUGGCCAGCCAGCUUUCCAGUGCCAGUGGGGGAGCUGUGGCCACUGAGGCCCCGAACCUGCUGGUGGUUCAGGGCGGGGCGGCAGAGGAACUGCUCACGGGCCCAGGCCCAGGGGAUGCCGGGGACGGUGAGGCCAGCGCCAGCAUGGUCCAGGACGUGCUCUUCGAGACACUACAGACGGAUGAGGGGUUGCAGAGUGUGCUGGUGCUGAGCGGCGCUGACGGGGAGCAGACGCGGCUGUGUGUGCAGGAGGUAGAGACCCUGGCCCCUGGGCUGACGGAGACCCCCGCCCCCAGCCCACCAGGACAGAAACUGCUCAUCAUCCGCAGCGCCCCCGCCACCGAGCUGCUGGACAGCAGCGGUGUCGGGCCCAGCACCACCACGCUGCAGCUCCUGGCCCCGCAGCCGCCGCCUGGCGCGGCCUCCGGCCCCGGGGGUCCACCCGCCACUCCCGCCUCCCAGAUGUUACAGGUGGUCCCCGUGGGCUCCGGGCCUGGGGUCGGGGCCCCGCCGGGCCUGCCCGCCAUCCAGAUCGUGCAGACCCUGCCCGCGGUCCAGUUGGUGCACACGUUUUGAGGAAAGGCACCGGUUCAUCUCCCCGCACAGACCCCCAGCCUUUUGCCCUCGGCCGGCUUGGCCCUGGGGUCAGGGACCUGCUGGCUGGGCUUGCUAAUA
Messenger RNA from Dipodomys ordii (Ord's kangaroo rat), 2889 nucleotides. It is a transcript of the gene Znf628, whose product is annotated as zinc finger protein 628. Gene Ontology annotation, biological process: regulation of DNA-templated transcription. The record is from RefSeq and is a predicted model, not a curated record. The coding region runs from base 226 to 2790 and encodes 854 amino acids. Gene Ontology annotation, molecular function: DNA-binding transcription factor activity, RNA polymerase II-specific; RNA polymerase II cis-regulatory region sequence-specific DNA binding. Lineage: Eukaryota; Metazoa; Chordata; Mammalia; Rodentia; Heteromyidae. The transcript is spliced from 2 exons.